Molecule: messenger RNA, 414 nt
Organism: Lathyrus oleraceus (garden pea)
Lineage: Eukaryota; Viridiplantae; Streptophyta; Magnoliopsida; Fabales; Fabaceae
Exons: 1
Coding region: 1-414 (137 amino acids)
Source: RefSeq, a predicted model, not a curated record
AUGUCUUCCUCCUCCAACAACGAAAGAAACAUGGUGACUCAUCCUCCUAAGGUGGAAACCCCGACACCGCCUCCUUCAUCCUCUUCCAGGCUGGAAUUUCACCACACUCUCGUUGUUUUCAACAUUAGGAAUAAUAUUUCUAUUGUGCUUGACGUGGAAACUGAUAGCUACGACACAUGUGCGAAGCUAUUUCGCGUUCAUUUCUGCUCUUACUGGGUCCUAUAUCAUAUCGUGCCAUCAGAUAACAAGCCUCCACCGCCUCUCACUGACCCCACUUAUGACAUGUGGGCCACCUUAGAUGCAACUGUACUUCAGUGGAUAUAUUCCAUUAUUUUUGUUGACUUGCAAACCACCAUUAUAGAACCUGGCUCCACAACUUUGGCUUCCAGGAAGCGUUUGGCUAACCUCUUCUAG